AUGACAAAAGACGACAUUCGCCGAAGAAACAGGCCUGUGGCUUCUCUUCCUACGGCGGUCAACUCAGUGCCAAUUGAUAGCGAAAUUACUUAUCCCGAAGGUGGUCGCGAUGCCUGGUCAGUGGUUCUAGGUGCAUUGUGUGGCUUGACCGCAUCGUUGGGUAUUUAUAAUACAGCUGGAGUAUUCGAGUUCGUCAUCUCGGAAUUUAUAUUACUAGAAGAAUCGUCCUCUACGCUCGGCUGCAUAUACUCAAUCUAUGCCUUUGUGAAUUGGAUCCGUGGGGUGCAAAUUGGACCAACGUUUGAUGACAUGGGCCCUCGUGGACUGCUCGUUGCAGGAACCAUUUGCACGCUUUUUGGAAUCUUCGCGUUUGGCUUUUGUAUAGGUAAUAUUGGAUUUCCUGUGCCGCUCCACGCAUUACACAUUCUAAUCAUUCUAUCCUUCUCCAUAUUGACCGGUAUCGGCUCAUCUCUUCUCCUCACCCCGUCAAUGGGCUGCGUUGCUCAUUGGUUCAUGGAGCGUCGCGGUCUCGCUAGCGAUAUAGCUUUUGUAGGAGGUGGCUUUCUAUUUCCCCUUAUGAUACAGUCACUCCUCCCUCAAGUUGGGUGGGGAAGGUCGAUUCGGAUUCUCGGGUUUGUGCUGCUCGUGCUUUGCGCUGUGAACGUGACAUUUUGCCGAAGUAGAGAUCCACCACGUAAAGGAGCUGCAACUACUUAG
Messenger RNA from Botrytis porri, 717 nucleotides. RefSeq lists its product as uncharacterized. Gene Ontology annotation, molecular function: transmembrane transporter activity. The coding region runs from base 1 to 717 and encodes 238 amino acids. Gene Ontology annotation, biological process: transmembrane transport. NCBI's taxonomy places the organism in Eukaryota, Fungi, Ascomycota, Leotiomycetes, Helotiales, Sclerotiniaceae. Gene Ontology annotation, cellular component: fungal-type vacuole membrane. The record is from RefSeq and is a predicted model, not a curated record. The transcript has 3 exons.